Messenger RNA from Coturnix japonica (Japanese quail), 945 nucleotides. It is a transcript of the gene ATP6V1G1, whose product is annotated as ATPase H+ transporting V1 subunit G1. Gene Ontology annotation, biological process: synaptic vesicle lumen acidification. The record is from RefSeq and is a predicted model, not a curated record. Lineage: Eukaryota; Metazoa; Chordata; Aves; Galliformes; Phasianidae. Gene Ontology annotation, molecular function: ATP hydrolysis activity; proton-transporting ATPase activity, rotational mechanism. Gene Ontology annotation, cellular component: vacuolar proton-transporting V-type ATPase complex; vacuolar proton-transporting V-type ATPase, V1 domain; synaptic vesicle membrane.
UAAUGGCGUAAAGGGGCGUCGUGACAUCAGACGCCGGCUGGGAGUGGAGCCAUCAUGGCGAGCCAGUCUCAAGGCAUCCAGCAGCUGCUGCAGGCCGAGAAACGAGCUGCAGAGAAGGUGGCCGAGGCCCGUAAGAGGAAGAAUCGGAGGCUGAAGCAGGCAAAAGAAGAAGCCCAGGCAGAGAUUGAGCAGUACCGCCUGCAGAGGGAGAAGGAAUUCAAAGCCAAGGAAGCAGCGGCACUUGGAUCUCAUGGCAGCUGUACCACUGAAGUCGAGAAAGAGACCCAGGAGAAGAUGAGUGUAAUCCAGCAGAACUUCCAGAAGAACCGUGAGGUGGUCCUCAACCAGUUGUUGUCUCUGGUGUGUGACAUCAAACCUGAAAUCCAUGUGAAUUACCGCAUCAAUGGGUAGUGCAGGAAGGAGGGAGAAGUGUACCAGGAAUGCUACUUGAGCUUCAGAUGGAAUGUACAGCUCUUAGCCAUACUGUAACCGUUCUUGUAAAGGUGUUCAAUUAUUUCAGUGAGUUGUAGGUCGUCAGUAUUUUGUUGACGUGUCAGUUUCUUUCUAGAUUGAGAGCUUAUCCUGAUAUUAAACGACCAUGUCUCACAUCUGUGCUAAGUUUUGUUGGCAGAUUAAUGCUCCCUGUUUUCUGGAUAGGAUUCAAAGAAAGGCUGUCCUCUGAGAAGCAGAAAGGCGAAGGAUGCUGACCUGAGUCGGUAAUCUGGACCAAUAUAUUCUUGUUCACUAAAAUGCAUUGUUUUCUGUGUGCUGUUAACAUUCGUGCAAAGUUAAACUUAAAAUACUCUGGCUGUACAGUGCUGGCUCAUAAUGUUCAGGUGCUUGAGUUUCUCUGUAUUGAGUAUCCUCUGUAUAUUCUGCUGUUAGCUUAAGUUACAAGUCUGGCACUAUGACACUUGAAAGUAAAAACCUCUAUUUAACUCAAAA